Nematolebias whitei (Rio pearlfish) is the source of this 4461-nucleotide messenger RNA. Its product is annotated as spectrin beta chain, non-erythrocytic 4. The transcript is spliced from 20 exons. NCBI's taxonomy places the organism in Eukaryota, Metazoa, Chordata, Actinopteri, Cyprinodontiformes, Rivulidae. The record is from RefSeq and is a predicted model, not a curated record. Gene Ontology annotation, molecular function: phospholipid binding; actin filament binding. Bases 90 to 4307 code for a protein of 1405 amino acids. Gene Ontology annotation, biological process: actin cytoskeleton organization. Gene Ontology annotation, cellular component: plasma membrane; cortical actin cytoskeleton; cell projection.
GAGGAGCCAGGAUGCGGACAUCGGCGGCUGCCUGCAGCAGCCACAAUCCCACGGGCUUUUCCCGUUAAACGCUGCCGCUGGGGGACUGGAUGUACGAGAAGAUGCUGAUGGCGAGGGACAGCAGCCGAGACGAGACCCAGAAGCUCCAUAAGAAAUGGCAGAAGCACCAGGCUUUUAUGGCCGAGUUGGCCCAGAACAAGGAAUGGUUGGAUAAAAUUGAAAAGGAGGGUCAGCAGCUCAUCGAGGAGAAGCCAGAACUGAGCCCGGUGGUCCGGAAGAAGCUGGAGGAGAUCAGAGAAUGCUGGCAGGAUCUGGAGAGCACCACUCAGGCCAAAGCCCGCCAGCUUUUCGAGGCCAACAAGGCGGACCUGCUGGUUCAGAGUUACGAGAGCCUGGACCAGAGACUGGGCCAGCUGGAGGAUCAGCUGGCCUACGUAGACCAGGGACAAGACCUCACCACUGUCAACAAACAGCUCAAGAAACUACAAACCAUGGAAACUCAGAUGGAGGAGUGGUAUAAGGAGGUGGGGCAGCUCCAGGGGCAGGCAGCCUCCGUCCCACAGCAGACUCAGGUCAAGGAGACGGUCGCUGAGCGACAGGUUGCCGUGGAGACGAGGAUGGCACGUUUGAUCGAGCCUUUGAAAGAGAGGCGACGCAUUCUUCUGGCGUCUAAGGAUGUCCAUCAAGUCGGGCGAGACCUGGAGGACGAGAUUCUGUGGAUUCAGGAGCGUAUCCCGCUGGUCAUGUCUCAGGAGCAUGGUUCCACGCUGCAGGCCGUCCAGCAGCUCAUGAAGAAGAACCAGAUGCUUCAGAGGGAGCUUGAGGGCCACAGGAGCAGAAUCGACGAAGUCCUGGAGAGGGCGGGGAUCAUCGCCUCCAUACGCAGCCCUGAGGCCGACUGCAUCAGGGCCGGGCACGACCAGCUGGCACAGCUGUGGGAUCUGCUGUGGGCCGAGACGGAGCGGAGGCAGCUGAUUCUGGAUGCCAUGUACCAGGCCCAGCAGUACUACUUCGACACAGCCGAAGUGGAGGCCUGGCUGAGCGAGCAGGAGCUGCACAUGAUGAAUGAGGAGAAGGGGAAGGACGAACCGAGCACCCUGCAGCUGCUGAAGAAACAUUUGCUCCUGGAGCAGACCAUCGAGGACUACGCCGAGACCGUCGGCCUGCUGUCACAACAGUGUCGACAGCUGCUGGAGAUGGGACACCCGGACAGCGAACAGAUCAGCAAACGUCAGUCGCAGAUAGACCGUCUGUACGUGUCCCUGAAGGACCUGGUGGAGGAGAGGAAGAGUCGUCUGGAGCAGCAGUACUGGCUUUAUCAGCUCAACAGGGAGGUGGACGAGCUGGAGCAGUGGAUCGCUCAGAGGGAAGUGGUCGCCAGCUCACCUGAACUGGGUCAAGACUUUGAGCAUGUCACUGUCCUGCAGGAGAAGUUUACAGAGUUUGCAUCGGAGACUGGAAAUGUUGGGCAGGAACGUGUGACGGUUGUCAACCAGAUGGUGGAUGAGCUCAUAGACUACGGCCACGCCGAGGCGGCGACCAUAGCUGAAUGGAAGGACGGGGUGAACGAGUCCUGGGCCGACCUGCUGGAGCUCAUGGAGACCAGAGCUCAGAUGCUUGCAGCGUCACAUCAGCUGCACAAGUUCUUCUCUGACUGCAAAGAGGUUUUGGCUCAGAUUGAGGACAAACAUCGACGUCUACCAGAGGUUCGGGCUCGGCAGGGCAGCACCUCCAACACCAGCACCCUGCAGAGACUCCUUCACAGCUUCGAGCAGGACAUCCAGCUGCUGGUCACGCAGGUGCGUCAACUGCAGGAGAGCGCAGCCCAGCUGAGGACGGUGUACGCGGGAGAGAAAGCCGAAGCCAUCGCGUGUCGGGAGCACGAAGUGAUGCAGUGCUGGAAGGAGCUGCUGACUUACUGCGAAGAGUGUCGACUGCAGAUCACCACCGAGACGGACAAGCUGCGAUUCUUCAGCAUGGUCCGAGAUCAGAUCAUGUGGAUGGACUCCAUCAUCUGUCAGAUCGGCACAGGAGAAAAGCCCAGGGACGUGUCCUCAGUAGAGGUGCUGAUGAACUAUCACCAGAGCCUGAAGAGUGAAGUGGACGCACGCAGCCAGAGCACGCUGGAGUGUAUAGAGAUGGGAAAAACACUGCUGGCUGCUAGAAACCCUGCAGCUGAGGAGAUCAAGGAGAAACUGGAAAAGGUGAUCGCGAAGCAACAAGAGCUGUCUGAGAAAUGGGACCAGCACUGGGAGUUCCUGCAGCACAUGCUGGAGGUUCAUCAGUUUGCCCAGGAGGCGAUGGUGGCGGAGGCCUGGCUGACCGCUCAGGAGCCGCUGAUCAACAGCAAGGAGCUGGGAGGGAGCGUAGACGAGGUAGAGCAGCUCAUCCGUCGACACGAAGCCUUCCGCAAAGCUGCCGCCACCUGGGAGGAGCGAUUCAGCUCACUGCGCCGGCUCACCACGGUGGAAAAGCUGAAAGCGGAGCAAAGUAAGCUACCCCCAACCCCUCUGUUGGGUCGUAAAGUCUUCCUGGACCCCCAAGAUGCUGCGGGAAGUCCAACAAACCCCCCGCGCCUCCCUGUCUCCCCCAUCCUGAGACAAACCAUCUAUGAGCAGAAUGAAGCCAGCUCUCCUCCGUCUCCGUCGCCUUUCACCCCGACACCCUCUCCAUCAUCUGCGGCUCGGCGACUGGGGUCAACAGUCGCCAACUACACCCCCGUGAUGAACGGCUCCAGCUACCACCACACCCUGAAGGCCCAGCAUGGUGGUGUAGUGGGUGUAAAAACAAGUUAUGGACAGCCAGCUCCUUCAUCAAUUGCGUCUGUUGCCACGGCAGCCAUGUUAGUCUCAGCCAACCAGAUGAGAGAAAGUGCCAGCACAGUGAGAGAUCAGGUUACAAAGGUGAUGAGUCACCUGCAGCCUCCAGGGCAGGCAGGCAGGGAACUGGAGGUGAAAUCCUCCUCGUAUCUUCGGCAACCCAAAAUCAAACACCUGGAUGAUGCGGUGACGCCGCUGAUUGUGGCCAGCCGACUGGAGAAAGUGAGAGAGAGGGGACGGGAGAGAGAGCCAAAGAUCAGGGAGAUGGGAACAGAGAGAGCAGAGGUGGCGGUGAUGGCUGAGGUGGUGCUGCAGGAGCCGGGCCGAGAGCGUCUGCACAGCGAGCCCACCAGGGGGCCGCGGGGAUCCAGGCCUGACGCCUUCGGCCAAGCCGAGCCUCAAGUCCAGACGUAUCACCGUGACCACAGGAUAGAACGGCAGCUGUCGAGCGAGCAGCUGAUCCAGGCACGCAGGGAUGAGCUACCUCAGGAGGUGUGGCGAGAACAGGCAGAGAGGAGGGAGAGACGGACGUUAGAGAGGCAAACGUCCAGCGAGCAGGAGGGCCAGGGGAGUCAUGAUGGCCGGAGGAGAGAGAGGGACAGGAACCGGAUGGAGAGACGGGAAUCCAGCGAGAACGACAUCGGCAGAGACCAGUCAGACCGGCGCUCUGCUGGAGGAGAGAAGAGAUCCACCAUGGCAGAGAUUGUAGAGCAGCUGCAGGAAAGAGAAGCAGCACAGGCCCGCGGUGAGGUGCCCCGCCUGCCCAACGGGCUACCAGAGAAGUCUUCCCGUCCCGACAGGCCUCGAGCGCGGGACCGACCCAAACCGCGCCGCCGCCCUCGUCCCAAAGAGCCAGGAGAGACCACGAGGAGGUCCAGGUCUGCGCCAGCUCAGAGCAGCCCAGCCGUCCCCCAACCUCCAACACACACAGCACACCACGAGGGCUUCCUUUUCCGCAAGCUGGACAUCGAGAGCACGAAGAAGAGCACCAACAGGUCAUGGGUCAACCUGUACUGCGUGCUGAACAAGGGGGAGCUCGGUUUCUACAAGGACGCCAAGAACACGGUGACGCCCUACAACAACGAGCCGCUGCUCAGCCUCUCCCACUGCCAGUGCGACAUCACCAACGGCUACAAGAAGAAGAAGAACGUGUUCACGCUGAAAACGAAGGACGGCAGUGAGUUUUUGUUUCAUGCAAAAGACGAGGACGACCUGAAAGCCUGGGUGAGCAUCAUCGCCACCAGCAUCUCAGAGCACGAGGACAUCGCCAGAUGGGGUCAGCCCCAACCAACUACCUCAUCCACCGACGAGGGGACGCGGCGGGACGGCAGCAAGGUGGACAACCGGUCAGAGCGAGGCGGCGAGCGUUCCGACCGGGCGGAUCGGAUAGAGCGGGCGGAGAAGGAGAGAGGAGAACGAUCGGAGAAGUCGGAGCGAGGCGGCAAGUCGGACGCUAAACGCUCUGAGAAGUCCAGUAAGAAGAAGUGAGCGGCAGAUUGUUUGGGAUCAAAUGUGUGAACAGUAAAUGGGCGCUGGAGCCCCCCCACUAACAACCACCGACACGGCCCACCAAGCAGCUGCGUCUGGACGGACAAACGGAGGAUCGAGCCCAGCGCUCGCUCUGAUCUGGUCUCUUUCAGCA